UUGGUCCAAGCACCCUCGCUGUACUCGUCUAAAAUUGACAAACUGUACAUUAUUGGAGCUGCUUAGAGCAGUUUCUUCAAAACUGUGAUAGUCAGGAUUGGGGUCGGCACGGGACUUAUACUGAAACAUUAGCGAAAUACAGUUAUACACGUUUUAAAAAUGAGCUGGAAUUCAUAUAUCGACAAUCUAAUUUCACAGAGUAAAGACUCCGGCGGACGAUGUCAUGUAGACAAAGCGUGUAUAAUAGGUCUAAAUGGAGGGGUAAAGUGGACAACGGACGGCCAUGAGAAGGCUUUCAAGAUAACGCCGGGAGAGGGUGCUGAUAUAGCGUUAUGCUUCAAGGGUAAAGAUUUUACACCAUUCCAGACGAACGGGGUACCUUGCGAAGGCCAGAAUUAUCAAUUUCUGAGACAGGAAAACCAAAAAGUAGUAAUGGCAAAAAAGAAAGAACAUGGUGCUGUUACUCUUCGGUCCUCAAAAACGGCCAUUGUUAUUGCACAUACCCCCGAGGGCGGUCAACAAGGUUGCUCUAAAAAGGCUGUAGCAGUGAUUGCAGACUAUCUUGAAGGUAUGAACAUGUAGACAGUCCAAUCGGGAGUCUUAUCCAUGGGCAAGCCUACCAGAGCCAACAAGGAUUUGCAUAGGACUGUGCAUAGCAAGAGGAAGGCCUGGUGAGAUGCACAGAAAAUGUAUUUGGCUUUUGUCUGUAUUA
This is a messenger RNA of Anneissia japonica, 712 nucleotides long. Its product is annotated as profilin-like. The record is from RefSeq and is a predicted model, not a curated record. The transcript has a single exon. The coding region runs from base 160 to 582 and encodes 140 amino acids. Gene Ontology annotation, cellular component: cell cortex. Gene Ontology annotation, molecular function: actin monomer binding. NCBI's taxonomy places the organism in Eukaryota, Metazoa, Echinodermata, Crinoidea, Comatulida, Comatulidae.